AUGCCUCACAAACACAAGAGACGUCACAAUGAUGACUCAAAUUACAAUCUACCGCCCUCGUUGAUCGCCAAGCCGCUCCCAGUCCGCGACCAGGAGGGCAAAUCCAAGUCUGGCAAGAAACAAGCAGCCGGCGACAACAAGAAAAUUCCCAACCAAACAGCGACCAGCCGGCGCAAGAAUGCCAUCGAGGACGACACCCCGAGAGCGUUCCGGCGGCUGAUGCAAUUCCAAACCACGGGGAAGCGAGCACCAUCGGGACUGGAGACAGAGGACAAGAGCCGGGAAAACAAGAAGCGCAAGCGCGACACCGCAGCCACCAAAAACGAGUCCAGCAACAAACCAACCCGCGCAGACUCGCAGCAGACCCCGGCCAACGGCACCAAGGCGACGAAGCAGGCGAUGCCGACCAUCCUGCCGGGCGAAAAGCUGUCGGAAUUUGCGGCGCGCGUUGACCGCACUCUCCCGCUGUCCGAAAUGACCAAGUCUACGAAGCCUGGACUGGGCAAGCUCCGCGAGGGUCGGCAGACGAGGCAUGAGAAGCAUCUGCGGCGACUGCAGCGCGGCUGGCGCGAGGAUGAUGUGAAGAUCCGGGAGCGAGAACAGGAGGAGCGCGAGGAGCGCGAGGCCGAGAUGGAGAAUCAACUGGACCUGUGGAAGGAGUGGGAGGCCGAGGCCGGGGCUGGGAAAGCCAAGAAGAAGGCCGCAGGUGCAAAGAAUAAGAAGAAUAAGAAGAAUAAGAAGGGGAAUAGUGCGGGCGGCUCGGACGAUGGCGAGGUGCCUGACAGCGGUGAUGAUGAUCCUGACCCUUGGGCGAAGCUGAAAAAGCGGGAGCGUGCGAAGCAGACGAAUCCGUUUGAUGUUGCGCAGGCACCGCCGCAGCUGAAAAAGCCGCGGGAGAUCUUUAAGGUGCGAGGCGGCGCUAAGGUUGAUGUUGCCAAUGUUCCGGCUGCGGUGGGCAGUCUGCGUCGACGAGAAGAGCUGGCCGGGGAGAGAAGGAACAUCGUCGAGGAAUAUCGGCGGCUGAUGGCCGAAAAACGGCAGUGA
Penicillium alfredii is the source of this 1044-nucleotide messenger RNA. RefSeq lists its product as uncharacterized. The transcript is spliced from 2 exons. Bases 1 to 1044 code for a protein of 347 amino acids. The record is from RefSeq and is a predicted model, not a curated record. Lineage: Eukaryota; Fungi; Ascomycota; Eurotiomycetes; Eurotiales; Aspergillaceae.